CCUCGGCCUCCAGGCUCUCGGAAAUGUGGAUGCUCGGGGCACAGCCCAUGCUGGCGGCGGCGCCGCGGACACGCUGGCAGGUAGCCGCGAUCCGGUCAGCAAACGGCCCACCCGGCGCCUCGGGACCGCCGCGGGCGCCGUGUCAUCGCCGCCUGGGCGGGCGGCGGCUAGCGCGGAUCUCGCGUCAGGAAGCGCGGCCGCCUCUUUUAUCGCGGUGCGGGCGCUGCGGCGGCGGCGGUGGGAAGGGAGCACUGAGGCGGGUGGCGUGCCGCGGCCGCCCCUCCGAACAUGCCCUUCCUGAGGCAGGAGCCGCCGGCCGCCUCCCUCACAUCGCCGCGCUCGCCUCGGCCGCGCUUCCGGGGAAAUACGGGGGAGGAGAUUUGCGCUCUCCUUACCCGGGAGCGGCUGAGUCCACGCCGCGCGAGCCACGCCGCCCUCGCCGAGCUGCGGCGCGACCCCCGGGGGAGGCGAGCUCCCGGCCGCGCCCGGCCCCGCUCCCGCUUCCGCUCCCGCCGCCGCCGCCGCCUCCCGGGCUCCAGACUCCGCCUAGCUUUGGACACCCACGCCGCUCCGCCCGCUGGGCCGCCGACUCGCGGAAAAGCUCCCCAGGCCAAGCGCCGGUGGGGCACAAGGCCAGCCUUAGAUGCUCCCGCUGGCCGGGGUUAAGGCGCGGGGUCCUAGGGAAGCCCCUAAGGGCGGCCGGGCCACGUCCGCCGGGAUAGGGAGGGGCGCACCUCGGCUCCAGCGGGGCCUGGGGCCGCACCGUCGAGAAGCGCAGAAACGGCUGCGCGCACCCGGGAGUUACUGGCGGUUUGGCUCCGGCUCCGUGAUCCCGGCCGGGUUUUGCUGGCAGCGCGCUGCGCCCAGCCCCCAGCGGUGACCUCCUGCGGGUGCUGGCGUCAAUGCAAAGCAGCUGGGGCGCCAGCAGCCUCCUCUGGGCGCUGCCCGCAACUGAGCAUGCGCGGCCACGACCCGCGCGGCGCCCGACUGGGCUACCCAGAGAAGGAGAGAGACUUGCCCAGGGACACACAGCCACCUCCGUCCCGAGGCCAUCAGAACCCCAACCGCCAACUUCGAAUUCCGGCUCCGUAACUUAGCGGCUAGGUGACCUGGGUGGGGUCACCAUGUGUGAGCCUUGGAGCUGUUACCCAGAAAAGAGACCGGUGGAAAGACCUCCUUCGGUGGGGGUGGUGAAAGUCAAACUAGGGCGCCGCGCGCCGUGUCCUGUGUGGGUGGGGCCUGGGCGUCUGCGAGAAGCCACAGUCCGCGUGCGCUCCCUCUCAAGCCAAAACCUGGCGCGCCACGCCUCGGACUACACAGGCUCCGAGCCGGCAGCAAAGCUACAGCUCGGUGCAGGCUGCAGGCGCCCGUCCUCCUGUCAUUUUAACCAAAGGGCUAGUCCGGCGUCCGAGACCCCAAAGCCAGGGCCAGGGGAAGGGGCGGUGUACGCAUUGCAGGCCUGGGGCUUAAUGAGGACCCCAGACACGCCGGACACGCACACAGCCACCAGCUUGCUGUGUGAGCUGGGGCCAGUCGCUUAAUUUCCUGGUGGCUGGGGCUCCUCCCCCACCAGCUGGAGGGCGGUGCCCCUGGGCGUCCAUCCUGUAUCCUGUAGCUGGCUACCUCGGACCCCCGUCAGUCUUCCCGUCCUCCCUAAGCUCCGGGUUUUCGGAGACCCUGGCGCGGUGCAGCCGUCUCUUUCCUGUCCUUUCCCACCGUCCACACCUUUCCUAGCCCGGCCCUGGAGCGACCCUGAGAGGCAGCCGCUCCCGCCUCGGGCCUGGCUACUGUAAAGAUCCGGAGGCGUGCUGCAGGCUGGAUUCCCUGCUGUCGCGCAGGGGUCCCUGCUGUGGAGCUGGGACUGCAGCACAGGUUCAGGUGCCGGGUCCCCGGAGCCUCCAUCUUCCUGGCCCGAGCAGGGUAACCCGAGAGUACCUUACUGGCCAAACUGCCACUGGCACGUGGCUCUAUUACGAAGUUUAAGCACAGUAAGCAAUAUUAAUAUACCUCUCUGCCUUAUAAAAGUACUACUGGCUUGGUGAAGUGUCUUAAAAAAGAAAAGAUUUUUAAACAUCACUCCUUAUUGCACCUAAAUCGUAGAAUUUUUUUCUGCCUUUGCUCUGCAGUUUUAAGAGGUCUUCUUUCUAGGUAGAAUCUGGAGCUCUGUAAAUAAAGGAUGCUUAAUGGAGAAAAUGCUUUGAGCCGCCAGAGUUCAUGGAAGUUUAAAGCGCUACCUCUCCUCCCCGCCCCGCAGAGUCGUCCGGCCUUGACGACUCCCGGCAGCGCUGACCUUGCCGCUUCUGAGGCUCCAGGCAGCUCCGGUCCUCUCGGCCCUCCCCUGCUAGGCAGGACCUCCCUUGUUAGUCCUUGGCCACGCACUAAAUGAGGGGGUUGGGGACUAGGGCUGGGGGAUCAGCUGGCCUGAAAACCCCCGUGUGCCCCGCGGCACACCUCGCUGACUGCCCGGACUGCCUUGUGCUGUCCUGAACUGGUCACUUACCCUCUCUGUUCCCAGAAAGCUGUAACUGAUUUCCAGCUCUGCAAUUUUGGGACCCUAGACUUAGAGACCUGGGGCUAUGAAUGAUGCAGAAGCAGAUAGGAAAGAUAGGAGUCAUCUGCCUGCUUCUGGAGUCUCAGUCCGUUUUUUCCCAUACCCAGAACCUCAGCCUGGGAUACUCCAGGAAGUCACAGGCCCUUCCUCUCAGCUCCAACCACCUAACAUCAAUUCCACCCCACCUCUCCUCCCCUGGCUCUAACCUGCACCUUGAGGUUCCUGAACACUUCUCUACCCUGUCACAGUGGACAGAAAAUGGGUCACACUGACAGAAGUAACCCAAACGUCACUGGCAUGUGCCACCCACUAAAUCACCCAGGACUCCCAGGCCCCUGCAAAGAAUCCUGUUCCUACCAGGUGUCUAGAGGGCUCAUGAACAAUCCCAGUACUGCUGAAAGCUGAGAGCCUUCAAGAUACUUAAUAAUGAAGCACGAAAACACUCCUCAGGGCUGGGACUCAGCAGGUGUAUUUUUGAAUAUCCUAAGAGCAAGAAACACUUUACUGGAACAUAACUAACGGAACUGGAAAUAAAACGAGGGGCAACAACCAUCGCUGCUAUUAUCUAAUGUUGUCAAGAUGUUCUGAGAAGUGCAAUGAGACAUGACUUAGAAACUGGAAUGCAGAUGUUGGGACCAGAGAUAACAUUCAUCAUUAGUUGCAGGUGACAUGACUUUAUGUCAAAGAUGCUUGGCAAUCAACUCAAAAGUCAUUAAGACAAAAGAGUUCUCUAAAGUGGCCAGAUUCGAAGUAAAAAAGUUUAUGUCACUGCUACUGUAUUCUAGAAAUAUUCAAUUGGGAAAUAAAAUUUUUUAAAAAAU
Macaca mulatta (Rhesus monkey) is the source of this 3372-nucleotide messenger RNA. NCBI's taxonomy places the organism in Eukaryota, Metazoa, Chordata, Mammalia, Primates, Cercopithecidae. The record is from RefSeq and is a predicted model, not a curated record.